Molecule: messenger RNA, 1038 nt
Organism: Lolium rigidum
Lineage: Eukaryota; Viridiplantae; Streptophyta; Magnoliopsida; Poales; Poaceae
Product: cinnamoyl-CoA reductase 1-like
Exons: 5
Coding region: 1-1038 (345 amino acids)
Biological process (GO): lignin biosynthetic process
Molecular function (GO): oxidoreductase activity, acting on the CH-OH group of donors, NAD or NADP as acceptor
Source: RefSeq, a predicted model, not a curated record
AUGUCGUCCUAUUUGGAGACCAAGGCCAUGGACAAUAAUGGUGAGAAGAAGCAGCAGCAGCUAGUUUGUGUGACUGGAGCAGGAGGCUUCAUUGGGUCAUGGGUGGUGAAGGAGCUCCUCCUCCAUGGCUACCGUGUGAGGGGAACAGCCAGAGACCCCGCUGAUAGCAAGAACGCCCACUUGCUUGCCCUGGAGGGAGCCAAAGAGGGGUUAUCCCUGUGCGGCGCUGAUCUCAUCGACUGCGACGACCUCCGCGCCGCCUUCAGCGGAUGCCACGGCGUCUUCCAUGUGGCCUCCCCAACCAUCAAUGACGACCCGGAGCUCAUGCUGGCUGCCGUCGAGGGAACUAGGAACGUGAUGAACGCUGCGGCAGACAUGGGCGUGCGGCGCGUGGUGUUCACCUCAUCCUACGGCGCUGUGCACAUGGACCCCAACCGGAGCCCAGACACGGUGAUGGACGAGACGUGUUGGAGCGACUAUGACUUCUGCAAACAAACUGGGAACUUUUACUGCUGUGCGAAGAUGAUGGCAGAGAAGACGGCGACGGAGGAGGCGGCCAGGCGUGGGCUGGAGCUGGCGGUGGUGGUGCCGUCCAUGACGAUCGGUCCAGCGCUUCAGCAGGCAAUGAACAUGAGCAUCGCCCACAUCGCACGCUACAUGAUGGGCACCAAGAAGGUGAGCCCCAAUGCCGUUGCCGCCUACACCGACGUCCGCGACGUCGCCCGCGCGCACCUGCUCGUCUACGAGCGUCGCCACGAUGCACCGAGCAGCCGCUACCUCUGCAUCGGCGCCGUGCUCCACCGUUCCCGCUUGGUGCAACUUCUCGGGGACCUCUUCCCGAACUACCACGUCACGGCCAAGUGCGAAGACGACGGCAAGCCAAUGGCCAGGCCGUACAGGUUCUCCAACCAGAGGCUCAGGGACCUGGGACUGGAGUUCACUCCUAUUAGGGAGAGUCUGUACGAGACGGUGAUGUCCCUGAAGCAAAAGGGACACCUGUGUCUGCCUGUUCCGGUGCCAAAGCGCGCACGGCUAUGA